UAUGAUUUUUUUUUUCCAAUUGAGCAAAAUGUAGGAAUGGGAAAAGUUACUUCUGGAUUUAAAAAUAAGGAUAGAAGUGCUUCUGGAGUGCAUGGCACGCAGGAUAACCGAUGAUGCCUUGGGACGUAAAGGUCAUGCUGACUUUUGCUUGCGGUGACGUUCAAGACUUGGAUGCUCAUGAAUGAUGCAGCUAUGCCAAAUGCACGUAUAACUAAUCAUCGUUUAUAGAGCUGUGUGUUCUCUUGUGUGGCAUGUACGCUUAAAAUAGGAGAGGGCCUGGAAGGGUAAUUGUAUUUCUUGGGCAUAUAGAUGUUUUUGCAUUUGUUACCUUAAGGAUGAGUUUCCGACUCCUCCUUAACUCCUGGAGGUCGUACUCUGGUAAGCGUUCAGUGACACAGCUUACAAGUAAUGCUGUAAAAUCUAGGGGCAUCAGGUUAAAAAAAAAAAAAAAGCAUUUGUGGAUGGUAGAUGCACAUCUGGCUGGCCCUGGUGUUACUUUUUUUUUAAUGGGGUAAAAUUAUGAUGAUUAAGAUUCUUAUAUACAGAAUAUAUGUGUUUUAUGGGUAAGCUGUCCUGUGUGCAAAGUCAUGUCUUGAUUUUUACUGGAAAACAUCUGAUUUUUCACUGCAAACGUUUUUUAGGUAUUUAAGAAAUGACUAAACUUUAAUUAAAGCAGACAUUCGAUAACAAGAGUUCCUUAACUGACAUUCAAAUAUAUAGUUAAACUUUUUAAGAAGAGAAGCAUUUUCAGAGGAAACUGUGAUUCCUGGGUUAUAUAUAUUAAAAAGAAAUUGAAGCGUUUGAAAAAAUACGAAGGGAUCUUCACUAUAGGCGCAUGGGAAGGAUCUUCCUCAUUCCCUGGUUCAAAUAGUCUUUGUUUCUACUGUACUGUUCAGUUGAAAUCUCCACCUCUGUGGCAAUAUUGAGCUUGAUUUACAUUCCUCAGCCUGGUCUUACUCUCUUUGCAAUCAGUGGCAAAGCCCUUAUUGAUUUGGGUGUCUGCAAAAUCCAUUUCCCUGGAGUAUUGUGCUGCAGACAUAUUGGCCGAAAUAAAUCACUGCUGCACCUCAAAAGCAGGGGGAAGCGUGAGGUCUGGCCAAUCUAUAUAAAUACCAAUCCGUUGUAACUUGCCAGCUAUUAAUAGCCUGCAGUACCAGGUUUUUAUUUUUUUUAUUUUUUAGCCUCUGCUAGUGUCUUUCUUUUGGCCGAUGGAUUACUACAUCUCUUACCCCCGCUCAGCUUUACAGCACUUCACUGCAGACAGUGGUUUCUCUUUCCUUUAGAACAUCCUUACUGGAUCCUUCUGUUUCUGAUGCUGGUCAAAAGUGGAAGCUAAAGGAAAAACAGAGGAGAAGCAUGUUGGAAACUUCUCCCACCGGGAGACAUGCCCCUAGUGUGAAGAACGGUCGCUUUUGUUAAUUUUUAAGGGCGAGUGAAUGAUCAGCUGCUUUCCCUUUCCAGGCUACUCAAGACUUUAUAGUUCUCUAUCCUUUUUGCCCCCUCAGACAUCUUUUUUUCCACUGUUCUUCAUUGAACAGCCAGUCCAUACCUUUGGUGGAUCUCGUUGCCCUUCUCUGAAGCUGCUCCCGUCCUGCUCUGUUGGGGAUGGCGAGAGCGCCCAGAGCCGCGUGCGAGAUGCAGGCAACCCGCGGCCUCCCGCAGCGGCACGACAGUACGCUCUGUCAGUGCUCGCUUCCUUUCCCGACAUCCAUAAAAUUGUAUUUGCUUUCUGGAACAUGCUGAGCUGCACCGAUGCUUUCAUAGAACAGCCUGUCAGCCCAAGAUGUCAUGCCUGCCUGGAAAGGGCAUCUCAGGGCACAUCAUUUUUAGUGUGAAAUUGGAUUUUUAAAAUUUUUUUUGGUGUAUGCAUCACUUUGUCUACAUGGAAUUUCAUCUGCCGCUUUAUUAGCAGGUCUUGGUGUCAUAAGGUCCUUCUGCAGCUCGUCGUAGUCGCUUACCUUCCUCGCCUUGAAUAUCACCAUCAGCAUCCUUAGUCACUUGCUGCUCACAUCACUGUGUUCUAGUUUACUCAUAAAUAAUACGCGGGUCCUAGCAUGUGUCCUCUGACCUCCCUCCACGGCUGGAACUGACUGUUUACUCCUACUCUUUGUUUAUUAUCUUUCACCCAGUUACUCAUCCAUGAAAGGACCGUCCCUUUUCCAGUAUAGCUUUAGUUUCCUUAUAUGAAGCCUUUGAUGAGAGUGUCCCACAAGUCUUGAAAAUCCAAGUAGUGUAUGUUACCUUUUGUAAGGUUGUAUUGACUUUUUUCCCCCAGUGAAUCAUAAUUAUACAGAUAUAGCAGAUGUAUCAGUUAUCCCCUAAUUCUAGUCUGUAUUAUAGUGUUGCCUAAUUUGUUCCAUAUGAAUGUCAGGUUUGGAGGCCUGCAGUUUUCCAGGAUCAUCUUUGGAGCCCUUGUGUUAAAGAUUUGGCAUCAGACUUGCUGCCCUGCGGUUCUCAAGUAUCAAGGCAAUUUUAAGGAAAGCUCUAGCCUUAAAAACUCUUUGAUGGAUACCAUCCAGUCCUGGCAUUGUGUUGCUCUUCAGUUUGGCUCUUUAUUCUGUAACCUCUUCUGUGGUCAUUUCAGUAUGAGACAGAUUUUCCCAUAGCAUCCCCGAAGGAAGGGGCCUUGGCAAAGGAGUUGGAUCUAUCUCUACUACCGUGAAUACAUAUGUAAAGAAUUUGGUUAAUUUUUCUGGUGUGGCAUUGUCCUUUCUCUUUUAGUAGCCCUAAGGAAUGAAGCUUUUGCUGGUGGUGGCUUUCAAUAGGGAGGUUCCCUCAAGGUACAGCUAGGCUAUCUGAAGCAGUAGCAUAGAGUAAUGGCGAAUCCAUCAAAUAGUCAGUGUUCCUUGUUAGGAAUUACUUUACUUUGCAGCUAAUAUCCCUUUUCUUUGAGUGAGUGAGGAGAUGCGCUACCGCAGAUGCUUAAGUACCCGUUGUGUUAAGAAUAUUUUCGUAAGCAAGCCUACUCGUGUUUCUAUUAGAAAACAGUUGGACCACAUGUACGUACCAAUGAUUUAACCCUUCAGAGUACUGGCAAAGCAAUUACUAGCAUAGGUUAAUAGAUCUUUGAGUAUGCACUAGAAAAAAUAGUAAAGCUGUAUCUACAUUUAUCACUGAAGCUUUUUAAUGUGUUAACUCUCUUUUUCUCUCUACUUCAUAAGGUCCUCCGAAGAUUUUAUUCUUGUAAGGCAAAUGAGAAAUUACAUGGAUCGCAACUUCACAGUAUAGUCUUGGCCAGACAUGGGAGCAGACCAGCUCGUGGAGGCCUCUAGUUGUUCAGAAGGAGAUUUUCUCGUUGCUACAGGUAUACUGUUAAGGCUAACCUUUUCCAAGGAAAGCUUGGUACUAGUGUCCUGCUGAAAUUCGGUUUGAUCUGACAGCUUCAGUUGCUCCCCUCUGGGAGUUGCAUCUUAUGGCUGGAAGCAGCACUCCGGAGUACGCCUGUGGUGUAUUUGAAACAUAUUCGAGGCAAAACUCACUCGUGAUCCGAAGUCCGAGCUCAGAUGUGGACUUAGGCCAGGCAAGCGUGUCUCUAACUAGGAGGAAGGCUUCUCCUCUGCUCUUCACAUGGUUUUGAGAAUAACGUAUUCAAUCUCUGGUGCUUAAACGACUCUUGAAGGAUGCAGGCAGAGGCACUGUACGCUGUCUUGCUAGCAAGGAGUGGAUUUCUCAAAAACAUCCAGAAGAGACCUAGAAUCCUCAAGCAAAUUCUGGCUGCUGGAGGCUCCCGAUAACAGAUAAAAUUAUUUGACCACCAUGAGUUGGAGUUUUUUGACCCGCCUGUUAGAGGAGAUCCACAAUCACUCAACCUUUGUUGGCAAAAUCUGGCUGACAGUGCUGAUUGUAUUUCGGAUUGUCCUAACUGCUGUGGGAGGAGAAUCCAUUUACUAUGAUGAACAAAGCAAGUUUGUGUGCAACACGGAGCAGCCUGGCUGUGAGAAUGUUUGUUACGAUGCUUUUGCGCCUCUUUCACAUGUGAGAUUUUGGGUGUUUCAGAUCAUUCUUGUAGCCACUCCAUCUGUGAUGUAUUUAGGCUACGCAAUUCAUAAAAUUGCCCGGAUGGUGGAACACAGCGAAGCUGACAGAAGAAUCAGAAGCAAAAGUUUCUCGAUGCGCUGGAAACAACACCGUGGCUUAGAGGAAGCCGAGGAGGAUCAUGAGGAAGACCCGAUGAUGUACCCAGAAAUAGAGCUGGAAAGUGAGCGGGAGAACAAAGAGCAGCAGGCCCCUGCCAAAGCUAAGCAUGAUGGCAGGCGGCGGAUUCGUGAAGAUGGACUCAUGAAAAUUUAUGUGCUGCAGCUUCUUGCAAGGACUACGUUUGAAAUUGGUUUUCUUGUGGGUCAGUAUUUUUUGUACGGUUUUGAGGUCAGCCCCGUAUUUGUGUGUAGUCGGAAGCCGUGCCCGCACAAGAUAGAUUGUUUUAUUUCAAGGCCAACCGAAAAGACCAUUUUCCUACUAAUAAUGUAUGGUGUGAGCUGUCUGUGUUUGCUUUUGAAUGUUUGGGAGAUGCUCCAUUUGGGAUUUGGCACAAUCCGGGACACGUUAAACAACAAAAGAAGAGAGCUGGAAGACUCUGGUACCUAUAACUACCCUUUUACUUGGAACACACCAUCUGCUCCUCCUGGCUAUAACAUUGCGGUCAAGCCGGAUCAAAUCCAGUAUACUGAAUUGUCCAAUGCCAAAAUGGCCUACAAACAGAACAAAGCCAAUAUAGCUCAGGAACAGCAGUAUGGAAGCAAUGAAGAGAACAUUCCAGCCGACCUUGAAAAUCUGCAGAGGGAAAUUAAAGUGGCUCAGGAACGCCUGGACCUUGCGAUCCAGGCUUAUAACAACCAAAACAAUCCCAGCAGUUCCAGAGAGAAGAAGUCCAAAGCAGGCUCAAACAAAAGCAGUGCCAGUAGCAAAUCAGGAGACGGGAAGAACUCUGUCUGGAUUUGAUGUUGGUUGAGUUUAAAUAUUGUGUUUUUCUCCUCGUUUAUCAUAACCAGCAACCCCUUGAAUAAUUGCUUCUACUGAGUAAAUAUUUGGCUCUGCUUAUUUUCAGGGAUACCAUUGGCUAGCGAUCCAGGCUCUCAGAAAGUGUUUAUACACAUAUUCUAGCAUUACAGAACUUUAUUCUUCUGUCUUCCAAGUCAGGAGACAAAUAAGUAUAUUUAAAUCAUUCUCUUUGAACGGUUUAUGCUGUAUGUACAGUAUUAUAGUACAUUUAUUAUGCACAACUUUUGUAUUUGUACACUGGAUCUCUGAACUUACACUUUUUUAUAUUAAUGAAGAGAGAACGGUAGGUAGCUGUUAGCAUUUUGUUAGUUUUAUUACUGUGGUCUGCAGGUUCAUUGUUUUUUGUUUUGUUUUGUUUUGUUUUAAAUGUAAAACUUUCUAUGCUGCAUUUCAAAAGUGCCUCGAACACACCACGGAAGAUUCUUUGGCUAUCACUUAGCAGCAGAGCAGUGAAAGAUUCGGAGGAUAUCUGUUAAUGGUGCUGCUGAUUGUACUUUUACAAAAAUGAUGUGCUACUUAAAAACAGAAGAGUCAUACUAUGAUUAAUAUGUGCUACAGUUCUUUUUAACCUAUGGAAAAUUACUUACGGAAAAAUGCAUAUGUAUUAAAUGCUUGUGUUCAGAGCAAGAUUGCUGCCAUAGCGCAGAGUGGGGUCAGACCUCCCUGCAAGCUUUAUUCAACAGGAGGGAGGAGAAACUUGAUCUCCUGUAAAAUAUUCAAAAAAAGUAAACAGAAAUUUACUGUAUUCAGUAAUUCCACAUAUUUAUGUAAUAUCUAUGGAAACAUAUGUUUUAGAGGUCUGUUAUUAUAUAACACCCCACCCCUGAGGGCAUUAAAUUGUUACAAUACCUUUUGGAUAACAAAUUUCUGUCUUUUCGAAGUAAUCUGGUUAGAUGGAGUCAUGGUAAUUUUUUUUCCCAUGCUUUACAUUCAAGGAGUAACCUUCCUCCCCCCCCCCCGCACCCAGCACACACGCAUGCUGUCUACAAGAGUUUUUACAAAGCAGUUGCUGAAUAUAAAUGAUAAUGCCUUAUUCCAACCCCUCUUCCUUCCAUUAUGUCCGAGGAAUUAAGUUCAGACAGAGCAAUAUGUAUAAUUUAGAUUUCUGCUUGAGAGACCAGUCAGAUUUGGCAUUCUGUGGUCUUGGCAUUAAACUUGAAUUUAUAAUUAGAAAAAGGCAAACGCGGUAUUUACUGCCUUUGGCGGUGUCUUUUUGGCAAGGAUGAGCAUUAAUGUUUGAGAGAUGCUGAUAAAUCUGUAUGCUUUUUUUGCUACUAUUUAUAAUGUAGUCAGGAGCUUGCUCUGUUUUCUCUUUUGUUAGGUUUUAGCCCAUUUCAUAUAUGGGGAGGGGGUGGUUUCAAGCGGGAGGGGAACUGUCGUGUUUCGAGGCUACCUCAGUCUUUACUGCCCUUGUUACAGUCUGCUCAGGAGCAGGACUGAGACGUAAGGCUACGUAGAAGAGCGCAUGUAAACCCGUUCUCCAGCUCUGUUCUGCAGAGCAUCUAAGUGGAGGCUUUACGUUAAAUUUAAGGAGAUAUGAGUUACCCCAUGGAAACUGCAAGCACGUGCUCACAUCCCUUUGCUUUACCCAAGCAUUUGCUGAAAACAGAGGUUUUGCUGAAUUGUUUUCAUGGUCUGUUUUCACUUUGGGACCCCAGACAGUCUUGAGUGUCCAAGCGUAGUUGUGUUUUGGAAGCAAACUUGCUCCUUCUUCUGCCAGUACUGUCUGCCCCUUAUUCUGGGAAAGGAGCAACCUCACAAUUUCACACGUGACAGCUUUGGGAUGGUCUUUUUCUCUUAACUGAUAAAAAUACUAAGUAUGUAGCCAGCUCUGAAAGCUUAAGUGGACUCGCAGGCUGAGACAGCUAGCCGGUGGGAUGAGCGUUGUGGGGUGAGAGAGUUUAGUGGUGUUCCCUUAGUUAAACAGGAGGAUGAAGAGAAGUACACUGCCUGGGGACGGGCAGAGAGGCUUUGCCUGUGGAAAGAUGCGAGUGUGCGGGAGAAGCUGGGUGAAAAACAUGUUGUCUGAAAGUACUAGAGAAAGACAUUUGGAGCCUGGAGAUAAACACUGAUGCAUGGCUACAAUGCGCUCAUUAUCCCCAAACACUGCGGCUCAGUUGUUCUUUUCAGCUUCCCAAAAGGGUUGUGUUGCUUUUAACCCCAUGAGAUGAUUCUGAAUGCCCUUUAAUCAGCCGAAUUGCAAGAAGUUAGAAUUCUUCUCCCCUUGCUGCUGUCUUCACAAACUGUAUCAGUGCAGCACUUUCUUGUUAAUAGCUUAAAUUACCUUUGCAAUCAGUUCAUCGCAGCUGCUUCACCUGCUAUUUGUAUUAGCCCUUUCCUGAUUAAUAAUCUAAACCAUUACCUGCAUAAAACUAUGUCUCAGGUCAGCCCUGUGAGCUUUUGUCCAGACUGGUAAAUAAUUCCAUUAGUGACCAGAGUAUUUAGGAUAUUCCACUCCCAGUGCCAAAUUCACUCCAAAAAAGUAAUGGGACUGUUUUUGUUAUCAUUUUAAUUGUGUAAAAAGGUGCACAUUUUCUUUGAAACUGAGUGUGUAUUAUUAGUAGCGGAUGUCUGUUAAAGCCCUAAAUGUUCAUGUCUGUGACUGUAUUCAAUUUCAAAGUAUUGGGCUUGAUUUUUUUUUUCCUUUUGAAGAAGUGAUACAUGCAUUACUUUAAAAUGCUCUCCUGCUUUGGCUUAAAUUUAGGCCAUUCUGAAAUAAACAUUCAGAACAGACUUUUUAAAAAAAAAAUUGAACGUAACUUGUAUUUGUGUUGUCAUUCUCUGGUUUUGGAUGCAGUUUGGAAGAAUAUCUAUUAAAUCCAGUGGAUUACUGAAAAAUCCACUCUGAAUGAGAUGGCUUGUUUUCCAGCAAUAGAAUAUGCGCUGAAUAUGUGAGUGGGGGAGAGGGAUAUUUAAUGAUUUGUCUUACACAACAACUUGGAAUUUUUAUAUAUUUGACCUUGUUUACUCUAAUAAAGAGUUAGUUAGAAAUCGA
Molecule: messenger RNA, 7993 nt
Organism: Dromaius novaehollandiae (emu)
Lineage: Eukaryota; Metazoa; Chordata; Aves; Casuariiformes; Dromaiidae
Gene: GJC1
Product: gap junction protein gamma 1
Exons: 5
Coding region: 3757-4938 (393 amino acids)
Biological process (GO): cell-cell signaling
Cellular component (GO): connexin complex
Molecular function (GO): gap junction channel activity
Source: RefSeq, a predicted model, not a curated record